Rhizopus microsporus ATCC 52813 is the source of this 683-nucleotide messenger RNA. RefSeq names its product S-adenosyl-L-methionine-dependent methyltransferase. The coding region runs from base 76 to 624 and encodes 182 amino acids. Gene Ontology annotation, molecular function: S-adenosylmethionine-dependent methyltransferase activity. NCBI's taxonomy places the organism in Eukaryota, Fungi, Mucoromycota, Mucoromycetes, Mucorales, Rhizopodaceae. The record is from RefSeq and is a predicted model, not a curated record. The transcript is spliced from 4 exons.
UAAAAAUAUAUCAAAUAUUUUUGUAUUUUUAUUAAACAGUUCAUUAUUAUCAACAUAUAAAAAUUAAAAGGACAAAUGAAAGAAGAUGAACAAAUAUCACCUAUAAUAUCAGAAAGGGAGUUUCAUCAGGUUCCAACCUCGGCUUAUUGGCUUCCAAAAGACGAAGCUGAACAGAGGAGACUCGCUGAUCAACAUUUUGCUUUUAAAGAAUUACUUGGAGGGAAUAUUAUACCUUGUGUAGCAAACAAUCUUGAUUUGAAUAGUGGAGUGUCCAUAUUGGAUAUUGGAUGUGGUGCUGGUGCUUGGAUUAAGGAUACAAUAUCAGAUUAUCCCAAUUGCACAUACUAUGGAUGCGAUUUGGUGGACGUAACAGACAAAGAAACCAUGCCAAAACAGUUCGUAUUCACUAUUGGAAAUGUGGUUGAAGGACUACCCUAUGAAGAUAAUACUUUUGAUUUUGUCCAUAUGCGGCUACUUGUGCUUUCUCUGCGUGAAGAAGAAUGGCCCCUGGCAAUAAAGGAAGCCGUUAGAGUGACUAAGCCGAGAGGCUAUUUACAAUUUGUUGAAUCAAGUGGGGAUGUAAGUAAACUUUACAUACUAUUUAAUUACAUUGACUGCUUUUAACUGAGAUAGUUACCCAAGAAAAAAGACAGCUUAUACUAUCAAUUUGUUAUGGCGUGUAA